Filobasidium floriforme is the source of this 1194-nucleotide messenger RNA. Its product is annotated as putative transferase CAF17, mitochondrial. The transcript is spliced from 5 exons. The record is from RefSeq and is a predicted model, not a curated record. NCBI's taxonomy places the organism in Eukaryota, Fungi, Basidiomycota, Tremellomycetes, Filobasidiales, Filobasidiaceae. Gene Ontology annotation, cellular component: mitochondrial matrix. Gene Ontology annotation, molecular function: protein binding. The coding region runs from base 1 to 1194 and encodes 397 amino acids.
AUGUCUCGGCCUCACAUCGCCCCGAUCCCGGAUCGAUCCAUACUAGAGAUCACGGGUAAAGAUGCUCAAAAAUUUCUGAAAGGAUUGACAAGUAGGGAUGUCGACAAGAGCCCAGGUUGGGGUUACUCUGGAUUCUUGACCCCUACAGGCAGAGUCCUGUAUGACGCAUUCAUCUACCCUACAUCAGCCCCAGGGGACGUCAAGCAGACUUACCUCAUCGAUUAUCCGAGGAUCGACGACUCAGUAUCCCCAGACUCGGAAAUCCCACCAUUGACCAAACACCUGAAGCGAUACGUCUUGCGGUCCAAGCUCAAGAUCCGGGAUGUGACCGAGGAAUACGAUACCUGGUCCAUCCUCGAUUCUCCGGCCGGUGCAGAGUGGAACCCCGAGAAGAUCUGGAAGUUUGGGAGUGGAGGAGCUGCAGAGAUCACAUGGAACAUGAAGGGCGAAGAGAGUCUCGCUAGACUAAGAACCGGAGAUGGCGAGAUUGGAAGCUGGGACCUUCGAGGUGGAUGGGGCGAGGGGUCGAUGGGAAAGAGGUUUCUGGUACGGAAAGGAGAUAGGCCAUCAUCCUCGAGCGACCAUGACAUGGCAGACGCAAACGCUUAUCUGCUUCGAAGGAUGCUGAACGGUGUACCGGAAGGCCAUCAGGAGAUGAUACCCAACACAUCACUACCCUUGGAAAGCUGCAUGGACGUUAUGGGAAGUGUGGAUUUCCGGAAAGGUUGUUACGUCGGCCAAGAACUCACUGUUCGGACGUAUCAUACCGGAAACACGAGAAAACGGAUCAUGCCAAUUAGAUUGGACCCCCCUUCAGGCAUCAAGUCCACGUCUGUGCAGAGAUGGACCGAUAUCGAUCAAAUACCCGAGGCGGAGCGACCUAAAGCAGGCGAUGCAAUCGCCUUCGUACCGCCAUCAUCAGCUGCGAGCAAGAAACCCAAGCCGGGUGUCAAGGUCUUAUCAGUCCAUCCGGACUACGCCGUCGGGCUCGGCUUGGUGCGCAUGGAGCUUGUCGAGCGUGUGCAUGGACUGCCAGCUUUUGGCAUGGUGCCGGACGACUCGGGAACAGAAGAGAGAGGAUCGUUAGUGGUGGGGAACGCCAAGAUCGGCGACGACGUCACUGCGAGCUGGAGGGUAUUCGCUGGACGUGGCCGAGGUUGGUACAGCCCGGAAGAAGAGCUUGCAAAUCAAUGA